Molecule: messenger RNA, 2409 nt
Organism: Cyprinus carpio (common carp)
Lineage: Eukaryota; Metazoa; Chordata; Actinopteri; Cypriniformes; Cyprinidae
Product: very long chain fatty acid elongase 6
Biological process (GO): fatty acid elongation, saturated fatty acid; very long-chain fatty acid biosynthetic process; sphingolipid biosynthetic process
Cellular component (GO): endoplasmic reticulum membrane; endoplasmic reticulum
Molecular function (GO): fatty acid elongase activity
Source: RefSeq, a predicted model, not a curated record
GUGCAAAACGCAUCGUUUACGAAUGUAUGCCAAAGGUCACCGCUGUCUGCGAUGACGACAGCUCAGGAGGAAGCAUCGGUUCUGCGGCAUUAGGACCUUGCGCUCCUCUUCCUCAGAAGAGAGGAGGGCGUAUGCCGGUACGGGCUGAGAGUCAAAUAGGCUGGCAUUCGAGAACAACUCAACGAGUGUGCUGGGGUGGCAAGAGCGAUGCGAGGGCAAGGCUGGAGCUGAGCCUGCGAGACACAGAUAGGAAAUCCGUGAAACUGCACUCAUUUAAUCGCCAAAGAAAGGCUAACGUUCUAUAGUGAGCGUUUAAAGGACGGGAGACCAUGUCGGUGCUGGCUUUGCAAGAAUACGAAUUCGAGAGGCAAUUCAAUGAAGAUGAAGCCAUUCGAUGGAUGCAGGAGAACUGGAAGAAGUCCUUCCUCUUCUCUGCACUCUACGCUGCCUGCAUACUUGGUGGGCGGCAUGUAAUGAAACAAAGGGAGAAGUUUGAAUUGAGGAAACCUUUAGUACUAUGGUCUUUAACACUUGCAGCCUUCAGCAGAUUAAUGGUGUGCAUUAUAGCCAGAAAAACAAGCCACUUCCUCGUUCCAAGUUACUUCAUAAAGACCUGCAUAUAUGUAUAUUUGGUGCCAUCAGAACUGGAGGCUACAUGAUGAACAUCUUGAUGACCAAAGGCCUAAAGCAGUCAGUGUGCGAUCAGAGUUUCUACAACGGACCAGUCAGCAAGUUCUGGGCCUAUGCUUUUGUCCUCAGCAAGGCACCUGAACUAGGAGACACACUAUUCAUCGUGUUACGCAAGCAAAAGCUGAUUUUCCUGCACUGGUAUCAUCACAUCACAGUUUUGCUCUAUUCCUGGUACUCCUACAAGGACAUGGUGGCUGGCGGGGGCUGGUUCAUGACCAUGAACUAUCUGGUGCACGCCGUCAUGUAUUCUUACUACGCUCUUCGGGCCGCCGGCUUCAAAAUCUCUCGCAAGUUCGCCAUGUUCAUCACCUUGACGCAGAUCACUCAGAUGGUGAUGGGCUGCGUGGUCAACUACCUGGUGUAUUCGUGGAUGCAGCAAGGCCAAGAGUGCCCGUCCCACGUGCAGAACAUUGUGUGGUCUUCUCUCAUGUACCUCAGCUACUUUGUGCUCUUCUGCCAGUUCUUCUUCGAGGCCUACAUCACCAAGACCAAAUCCAACGCAGCCAAGAAAAGCCAAUAAAUCAAGAAAAUUAUUUUUUAAAAUUAAAUAAGGAGAGGUGGGGAAAAAAAUAAAUGGACCAAUGAUUGGUAGUGGAUGGAGGAGUCUUUACAGUUAGGGCUUAUGAACUUGCAGAAGAAAGAAGCAAAGACCAUGAGGGGCUACUAUCAAAGCUUGUGCAUACUGUACUACUAACGUAUGGAGAUAAACCUCUCCUCCACUAGGGAAGCUCUUUUGAGCUGAACUGAGAAAUCAUUAUGAUUAUAUCAGUAAAAAAAAAAAAAAAAAAAAAAAAAGUGUCUUUAUGUAAUGUUUAUGUGCCCAAUACAAUUCUCUGUAUUUAAAAGAAAAAACUUGUAUAGAUUAAAAAAGGGAUGCAAAAUCAAUUAAAACAUUUUGGGAAAAAAAAGGAAGUUAUAUGGAUAGAAUUAAUAUUUGUGUGGUUAUGUCUAAACAUUAAAUGUUACUGUUGCAUUUUUAUUUUUAUUGAUUAGAUAGCUUGUGUACGGCAGUUUUGUACGAAAGCCAUGUUAAUGGAAGACUGCUAAAUGUUGAGCUAAAAUGCCACAGUGUUUUCUGUGUUCUGUGUUGCAGCACCAAAAUUCUCUCAGGUCUUAGAGUUUUCCAUUAGAUGUUCAUAUCAUUUUAGAAAAAAGAAAACACAACAAAAAGGGAAAAAUUGUCAAGGUAGUCAAAAUAGGCCUAAACUUUUAAUGCCAUUGGAUUACACACAAGCAACCACACAAGUAUAUAUAUAUAUAUAUAUAUAUAUAUAUAUAUAUAUAUAUAUAUAUAUAUAUAUAUAUAUAUAUAUAUAUAUAACAAUGAAUGGGGAAGGGGAAAAAAAGACCAGUGAAGGCCAUUUGUGAGGACAUUGGGGCCAAAUGAUCAUCAGAACAUACUUGUGGAGUAUGAAUCAUCAGAUCUCUCUGAAUCUGCAUUUGCUCUGACCUCUGAAAGGCCUUGUCUUCUUCUCAUGGCUUAAGGUUAUCAUUAUCACCAUCUAUUCCAAAGGCAGAUGGCAUAGAGGGUCUAGCCAAACAAGCCUGUCUAAAGGACCAUGAAGUCAAGCAUACUUAAACAAAGUGUCUAUAUCACUGUAACAAAUCUGAAUAAUCUCUGUCACUGAAUGGUGUCCAUUGUGCUCUUGUGCAUUUGCACUGUAUACAUGUAAAGCAUCUAUAGACGAUUUUAACAAAGAGCCAAGAGUGCUGAAAUAA